CUCCCCUGGGCCCUGCUCCCUGCCCUCCUGGGCAGCCAGGGCAGCAAGGACGGCACCAAGGGAGCAAACCCCAUGGACAGGACCCUACAGAGACACCACGGAGCCUCCCGGGGUAAGAGACCCCCCACCGGCUUGCAGACAGAGCUGCUGGCUGCCAAGAAGACCCACACUUCACAAAUUGAAGUGAUCCCUUGCAAAAUCUGUGGGGACAAGUCCUCGGGGAUCCACUACGGGGUUAUCACCUGUGAGGGGUGCAAGGGCUUCUUCCGCAGGAGCCAGCAGUGCAACGUGGCCUAUUCCUGCACCCGCCAGCAGAACUGCCCCAUCGACCGCACCAGCCGUAACCGAUGCCAGCACUGCCGCCUGCAGAAGUGCCUGGCACUGGGCAUGUCCCGAGACGCUGUCAAGUUUGGCCGCAUGUCCAAGAAGCAGAGAGACAGCCUGCAUGCAGAAGUACAAAAGCAACUGCAGCAGCAGCAGCAGCAGCAGCAGGAACAGGUCAAAACUCCCUCAGCAGGGGGCCACGGAGCAGAAGCCCUCACCUACACCUUGGGGCUCCCCGAUGGGCAGCUGCCACUGGGUGCCUCACCUGACCUGCCCGAGGCCUCUGCCUGUCCCCCUGGCCUCCUGAGAGCCUCGGGCUCCGGGCCAUCGUAUUCCAGUCACUUAGAGAAGGCGGUGGUCAACGGGGCAUCCUGCCACCUUGAGUAUAGCCCUGAGCGGAGCAAGGCUGAGGACAGAGGCAGCGUCUACGGCUCAGGCAGCCACCCCACUGCCGGCAGAUGUGGACUUCAUUUUGAGGGAUCCAGGUACCCUGGACUCAGAGAUGCUGGACAGGGCCCAGACAGCCACUGCACCCCCAGUUUCUGCAGCACUCCGGAGGCACCAUAUGCCUCUCUGACAGAGAUCGAGCACCUGGUACAAAACGUCUGCAAGUCCUACCGAGAGACAUGCCAGCUGCGGCUGGAGGACCUGCUACGGCAACGCACCAACCUCUUCUCCCGGGAGGAGGUGACCAGCUACCAGAGGAAGUCGGCGUGGGAGAUGUGGGAACGCUGUGCCCACCGCCUCACCGAGGCCAUUCAGUACGUGGUAGAGUUCGCCAAACGGCUCUCAGGCUUCAUGGACCUCUGCCAGAAUGACCAGAUCGUGCUGCUGAAAGCAGGAGCAAUGGAGGUUGUGCUGGUCAGGAUGUGCCGGGCCUACAAUGCCGACAACCAUACAGUCUUUUUUGAAGGCAAAUACGGUGGCGUGGAGCUGUUUCGAGCCUUGGGCUGCAGCGAGCUCAUCAGCUCCAUGUUCGACUUCUCGCACUCCCUCAGUGCCUUGCGCUUUUCCGAAGACGAGAUCGCUCUCUACACAGCCCUGGUUCUCAUCAAUGCCAACCGGCCUGGGCUCCAGGAGAAGAGGAAAGUAGAACAGCUGCAGAACAAUCUGGAGCUGGCCUUUCACCAUCAGCUCUGCAAGACUCAUCGCCAAGGCCUUCUGGCCAAGCUGCCACCCAAAGGGAAGCUCCGGAGCCUGUGCAACCAGCACGUGGAGAAGCUGCGGAUCUUCCAGCACCUGCACCCUGUCGUGGUCCAAGCUGCUUUCCCUCCGCUCUACAAGGAGCUCUUCAGUACGGAAAUCGAGGCCCCUGAGGGGCUGUCCAAGUGACCCGGAGGAGGGCUGUCUUUCCAGUCCCUUCAGCCUGCCAGCCCAACUCCUGGAGCCCUUGCCCUUCGGCCUCUCCCUUCCCUGUGCCCCAUGGAGGGUUGUAACUACCUGAUGCCUAGAAGCGAACAAACACGGGGGCUAGGUUUCUGCACCCAGGCUGACCUGGCACUGGGGACGGUAGCCAGAAGGUGAUGAUGGAGAAAAACCUUGCUCUGUUUCAUUCAUGUCCCCUGCCUUCAACACUGGCUUCUGCGAGGUGUGUGAAGUGGGUAGGACAUGAGGACUUCUAGGACAACCAAAGUGCCCUCAAAAAAAGCAAAUAAAUAAAAUAAAGCCGGGCGUGGUGGUGCACGCCUUUCAUCCCAGCACUCGGGAGGCAGAGGUAGGAGGAUCGCUGUGAGUUCGAGGCCACCCUGAGACUACAGAGUGAAUUCCAGGUCAGCCUGGGCUAGAGUGAGACCGCACCUCAAAGAAAAAGAAAGAAAAGAAAAGAAAAAAAGAUUCUGGGCGUUUGACAUGAAGAGAACUCAAAUUCUAGGCUUAGAAUCUAAGAACAUCAUUGAAAUACCUCAUGUGUCUCCCUAUGGGCACUGGCUUGUGGACAGGUCAAGCUCAAGGUCAGAGAUGGACAGCGAGAGCCCAGAAGGACCUGUACAUACAGAAACCUGGACCCUUAGACUUUCUGCCUUCUCCGUUCAGCAAAGAAGUUGUUAUUGGACAUCCUGCCCUUUCCCUGGGGUCUAAAAACACUUGGAUAUGUGGAGGGUAAGGAUGGGGUGGGGGGCUAAGGGCAGGAUAAUUAUCUUUUUGUGUGUGGCUUGGGUGUGGUGAGAAGGUACAAUGGAGGCCGAGAUCAUCAAAGACAAAAUACAAUUAGAAUGCAAACAUCUUA
Molecule: messenger RNA, 2548 nt
Organism: Jaculus jaculus (lesser Egyptian jerboa)
Lineage: Eukaryota; Metazoa; Chordata; Mammalia; Rodentia; Dipodidae
Gene: Rorc
Product: RAR related orphan receptor C
Exons: 11
Coding region: 73-1656 (527 amino acids)
Biological process (GO): regulation of transcription by RNA polymerase II
Cellular component (GO): nucleus
Molecular function (GO): zinc ion binding; nuclear receptor activity; RNA polymerase II cis-regulatory region sequence-specific DNA binding
Source: RefSeq, a predicted model, not a curated record